UUCUUGCCAAACAAUCUUAUUAAAUUAAAUUCGAAACCUAGCCAAAUUCAUCGUAUCGUUUUCUCGUACGGCCCUGCCCUCCCUGCCUAAGUCGCCCCAAAGUCCUGUGCUUCGAUCUUCAAGACGAUCAAUGUCUCACCAAGCUGAAUCAUCUGACUCGAAAUCAGGGAAGAAGGACUUCUCGACGGCGAUUUUGGAGCGUAAGAAGUCGCCGAAUCGACUGGUUGUAGAUGAGGCCGUCAACGACGACAACUCAGUGGUGUCGAUGCAUCCCGAAACCAUGGAAAAGCUGCAGCUUUUCCGAGGCGAUACAAUCCUCAUUAAGGGGAAGAAGAGAAAGGAUACAAUUUGCAUCGCUCUUGCUGACGACACAUGUGAGGAGCCCAAAAUCAGAAUGAAUAAAGUUGUGAGGUCAAAUUUGAGGGUUCGUCUUGGGGAUGUUGUAUCUGUGCAUCAGUGCCCUGAUGUUAAGUAUGGGAAACGUGUGCAUAUUCUACCCAUCGAUGAUACCGUGGAAGGGGUCACUGGCAAUCUGUUUGACGCUUACUUGAAACCUUACUUUUUGGAGGCUUAUCGCCCUGUUAGAAAGGGGGAUUUGUUUCUUGUCCGUGGAGGGAUGAGAAGUGUAGAGUUCAAGGUCAUUGAAACUGAUCCAGGGGAGUAUUGUGUGGUUGCUCCAGACACUGAAAUCUUCUGUGAAGGAGAGCCUGUGAAAAGGGAGGAUGAGGAGAGGUUGGAUGAAGUUGGUUAUGAUGAUGUGGGUGGCGUUAGGAAACAAAUGGCACAAAUUCGUGAGCUGGUAGAGCUUCCACUCAGGCAUCCUCAACUUUUUAAAUCAAUUGGUGUGAAACCUCCCAAAGGAAUUUUAUUGUAUGGACCCCCAGGUUCUGGGAAGACAUUAAUAGCGAGAGCUGUUGCCAAUGAAACUGGAGCUUUCUUCUUUUGUAUUAAUGGACCAGAGAUCAUGUCUAAAUUGGCGGGAGAGAGUGAGAGCAAUCUCAGGAAAGCAUUUGAAGAAGCUGAAAAGAAUGCACCGUCCAUCAUCUUUAUUGAUGAGCUUGAUUCUAUUGCGCCCAAGAGAGAGAAGACACAUGGUGAAGUUGAAAGGAGGAUUGUUUCACAACUUUUGACUCUCAUGGAUGGAUUAAAAUCUCGUUCUCAUGUCAUUGUUAUUGGUGCGACAAAUCGUCCAAACAGCAUUGAUCCGGCAUUGAGGAGGUUUGGUAGAUUUGAUAGGGAAAUUGAUAUUGGUGUUCCUGAUGAAGUUGGGCGGCUUGAAGUCCUUCGCAUUCAUACCAAAAAUAUGAAGCUCUCUGAUGAUGUUGAUUUGGAGAGAAUUGCAAAGGACACUCAUGGGUAUGUUGGUGCUGACCUUGCUGCUCUUUGCACUGAAGCUGCUCUGCAAUGCAUUAGGGAGAAGAUGGAUGUCAUUGACUUGGAAGAUGAGACCAUUGAUGCUGAAGUACUGAACUCUAUGGCUGUUACAAAUGAGCAUUUCCAAACUGCUCUUGGAACAAGCAAUCCAUCAGCUCUACGUGAAACUGUUGUUGAGGUGCCUAAUGUCAGUUGGGAUGACAUUGGAGGACUUGAGAAUGUCAAGCGCGAGCUGCAAGAGACUGUUCAAUAUCCAGUGGAGCACCCAGAAAAAUUUGAGAAAUUUGGUAUGUCACCAUCAAAAGGGGUCCUCUUUUAUGGUCCUCCAGGAUGUGGAAAGACUCUGUUGGCCAAGGCAAUUGCUAAUGAAUGUCAAGCAAACUUCAUCAGCGUGAAAGGUCCGGAAUUGCUUACAAUGUGGUUUGGUGAAAGUGAAGCCAAUGUUCGAGAAAUUUUUGACAAGGCUAGACAAUCUGCUCCAUGUGUCCUCUUCUUUGAUGAGCUUGACUCCAUUGCUACUCAGAGAGGAAGCAGUGUUGGGGAUGCUGGUGGUGCUGCUGAUAGAGUUCUUAAUCAACUACUGACUGAGAUGGAUGGCAUGUCUGCAAAGAAGACAGUGUUCAUUAUUGGGGCAACUAACAGACCUGAUAUCAUUGACCCAGCACUCCUUCGGCCAGGCCGCCUGGAUCAGUUAAUCUAUAUUCCUCUUCCUGAUGAGGAAUCCCGUCAUCAAAUCUUCAAGGCCUGUUUGAGGAAGUCACCUGUCUCAAAAGAUGUUGAUCUGAGAGCACUAGCUAAGUAUACUCAGGGUUUCAGCGGGGCUGAUAUUACAGAAAUUUGCCAGAGAGCAUGCAAAUAUGCUAUAAGAGAAAACAUAGAAAAGGAUAUAGAGCGAGAGAGGAAAAGAAGUGAGAACCCUGAGGCCAUGGACGAAGACGUUGACGAAGAAGUUGCAGAGAUUAAGGCUGCCCAUUUUGAAGAGUCCAUGAAGUUUGCCCGCAGGAGCGUUAGUGAUGCUGACAUUCGUAAAUAUCAAGCAUUUGCUCAAACCUUACAGCAAUCCAGAGGUUUUGGAAGUGAAUUUAGGUUUCCCGAGACUGAAACAAGGGCUGCUGGUUCUGACCCCUUUGCCGCUCCUGCUGGGGCGGCUGAUGAUGAUGAUUUGUAUAGUUAAGUUACAUACACUGCAUGUAUUUUCAGUUGCAUGUCCAGCUUGUGAGACGUAUCUCAAACCCUUAUUUUCAGAGGGCUAACUUAUUCAAGAUCUGUUACCUAUUUUGUCUUUAAUGUACUCAAAUCGUUUCAAACCA
Prosopis cineraria is the source of this 2684-nucleotide messenger RNA. Its product is annotated as cell division cycle protein 48 homolog. The record is from RefSeq and is a predicted model, not a curated record. Lineage: Eukaryota; Viridiplantae; Streptophyta; Magnoliopsida; Fabales; Fabaceae. The transcript is spliced from 9 exons. Gene Ontology annotation, molecular function: polyubiquitin modification-dependent protein binding; ATP binding; ATP hydrolysis activity. Gene Ontology annotation, cellular component: cytosol; nucleus; VCP-NPL4-UFD1 AAA ATPase complex. The coding region runs from base 131 to 2548 and encodes 805 amino acids. Gene Ontology annotation, biological process: retrograde protein transport, ER to cytosol; mitotic spindle disassembly; autophagosome maturation.